UUUGUUUAAAUCACGACAAUAAAUACCCUUCCAUUGUCGCUCUCCCGAAACGGCGUUCACGUUUUUUCUACACCAAAAUGACUUCACAUUCCAAACAAAUCGCCGUCGACAUGUCGCCGUUCUUCCGGCUAUUCUCUGACGGCACAAUCGAGCGUCUUCCCCCACCGGAAACCGUCCCCGCCUCCGACGAUCCUAAUUCCGCCGUCCGGUCGAAGGACGUCGUCAUCGAUGAAAAAACCGGCGUCUCCGUCCGCAUAUACGCGCCGCGCCGCGGCGAUCCGCCGCAGAAGCUCCCCGUAGUGGUCUACAUCCACGGCGGCGCGUUCUGCAUCGGAUCGACUUCCACGCCUGUCUUCCACAGCUUCAUCGCCGGCGUCGUCGAGCGAGCGAACGUUAUCGCCGUCUCAAUCGAUUACCGUUUGGCGCCGGAGACUCCCCUACCGGCGGCGUACGACGAUUCCUGGACCGCGUUCCAGUGGAUCGCAGCUCACGCCGCCGGAAAAGGCUCCGAUCCGUGGCUCAACGACCGCGCCGACUUCCAGCGGUUGUUCCUCGGCGGCGAGAGCGCCGGAGCGAACAUCGCUCACGACGUCGCGCUCAGAGCCUCCGACUCCUCCGCCGGCGGCGGCGUCGAGUUAAUCGGAGUUUUCCUAGUGCAUCCUUUCUUCGGCGGCAAAGUGGAGGACAAACUGUACAAAUUCCUCUGCCCUAACAGCACCGCUCGCGACGACGAUCCGCGGCUGAAUCCCGCGGCGGAUCCUCGAAUCGGAAAAUUGCGUGCGCGUAGGGUGAUGUUCUUCGUGGCGGAGGAGGAUUUCCUGGCGGCGAACGCCGCAAAUUACUGCGAGCGGUUGAAGAAAAGCGAAUGGCGCGGAGAGGCAGAGAUAAUGGAGACGAAGGGGGAAGGACACUGUUUCUAUCUGUUCAACCCUAACGGCGAAAAGGCGGUCGCCGUAACGGCGCGUUUGGUUGCAUUUCUGAAAACUCCUUAGCUUAAGCCGCGUUUGGAUGCACUAAUUUUUAUCACCUUUUUUCUGCUCCACCGGUUAUAUGUUGCUUGGGCUUUGGGCUCUCUGGCGCUGGUUUUGGACUGGACUUGCAUUAGAAAUUUCAUUUUGUUGGAUAUAAAUGUUUCUCGUAAAAAUAUUUGGGCAAAAUUUUUUGCAUGAAAUGUCGAAUUUGAAGUCUAAUAAAUUUGUAAGAGAUUUUGGGCGGUACUUUGGCCCAGCUCA
Andrographis paniculata is the source of this 1232-nucleotide messenger RNA. Its product is annotated as probable carboxylesterase 2. NCBI's taxonomy places the organism in Eukaryota, Viridiplantae, Streptophyta, Magnoliopsida, Lamiales, Acanthaceae. Gene Ontology annotation, molecular function: hydrolase activity. The transcript is spliced from 2 exons. The record is from RefSeq and is a predicted model, not a curated record. The coding region runs from base 78 to 992 and encodes 304 amino acids.